This is a messenger RNA of Suillus bovinus, 2043 nucleotides long. Its product is annotated as multidrug resistance protein 4. Gene Ontology annotation, biological process: transmembrane transport. The transcript has 13 exons. The record is from RefSeq and is a predicted model, not a curated record. Gene Ontology annotation, molecular function: transmembrane transporter activity. Lineage: Eukaryota; Fungi; Basidiomycota; Agaricomycetes; Boletales; Suillaceae. Bases 308 to 1792 code for a protein of 494 amino acids.
GUUGGUCUAAACCACCACACUCACCAACUUUGAAUACUAUUUGACAGGACGGGGGACAUCUGACCAUGAUGCGCCCCAUAGCUACCAAGACGACCUUGGCCUCCGUGACAUCUUUCUUACCUGUCACCAAUUCCAAUGGCAACGUAAACAUACAGCGGCUGAGCGGCCUCCUGGCAGGCUAGCAAUAGUAAUACUUGCUCAGUCAGGCUAUCGUCUACUAUAAAAUUUAGACUCUAUCCAGAUAUGUCUUAUCACCUUUUAUCAAUUCUAGGUUGUUCCCUGCUUGCCACAGGUGCAACGCUGAUCCAUGUCGAACUCUCCUCUAAGAUCCAUUUCUUUUGCCCAUCAAGAUCUUCCCAAGCUCACCACAGGCGAAAAACCACAGUCUCCAGAGCUUGACGAUGACAAAAUCACCUAUGAGUGGGAACACCAUCCUGCCAACCCAAGGAAUUGGUCUCCUGCAAAAAAAUGGACAACGACCACCCUUGUCGCACUGUACACCUUUGUUACGCCGUUAGCCAGUUCUAUCAUGGCACCUGGUUUGCUUGACAUCGCCGUCAAAUUUAAUAUAACAAGUCCAACAGUCAUAGCAUUGACUCUCUGUAUCUUCCUUCUAUCAUUUGCCAUCGGUCCUUUAUUUGCCGCACCUUUGUCUGAAGUGUAUGGUCGUGUAUGGGUGCUACACCUGGGCAACCUCUUCUUCAUCGCCUUUAAUCUUGGCUGCGCCUUGUCAAACGACACUACGUCCUUCAUUAUUUUCCGCUUUCUAGCUGGAUUAGCGGGAAGUCCACCUAUAGCAUGCGGCGGAGGUGUCGUAAGCGACCUCUUCGCGGAACAUGAUCGAGCAUUGGCUGUGGCACUAUACAGCAUCGGACCUUUGAUAGGCCCUGCUAUCGGUCCCGUUAUGGGAGGUUUCAUCGCAGAAUCAGUCGGUAUACAGUAUGUCUUCUACGUCGUCGUCGGUCUCUCUGGCAUUGCCGGAAUGAUCGGCAUUCCUCUCUUGAAAGAAACCUAUGCGCCAGUUAUCAUGAAUCGUCUUGAUAACAUGGCGCUGGAUCCAGAAAAGGCAGCCGUGGAACAUCCUGCCCUCCAAGACGAGAUGGGCAAGUGGGCUUACUUAUGGCUCAACCUCAAGCGACCAGUCAUACUCUUGACCCGGAGUUUUAUAUGUUUCAUCCUGAGCUUGUAUAUGGCUCUGACAUACGGUAUCUACUACUUGAUGUUCUCUACGUUCCCCGACCUCUUCUCGAAAACGUACCACUUCAGCACCGGAAUUUCGGGCCUGACGUACCUCGGAAUAGGCCUUGGAUUUCUAACCGCCAGUUUCUUUGGCGCCAGGGUUUCAAGCAAGAUAUACGCAUACCUUGCCGCCAAAAAUGGAGGGAAGGGUAAACCAGAGAUGCGCAUACCUGCUCUGAUAUUCGGCUCGCUUUUUGUCCCAGUGGGACUAUUUUGGUAUGGCUGGUCUGCCCAAGCCAAGGCCCAUUUUAUGUUACCAAUCAUCGGCACCACUAUCUUUGGAUUCGGGUUAAUGACAUGUUUCCUCCCUAUUCAACUUUAUCUCGUGGAUACAUUCACCUAUGCUGCAAGUGCUACUGCAGCCGCUUCUACAUUCCGUUCACUUCUCGGUUUCGCAUUCCCUUUGUUUGGAGAACAGAUGUUUGCCUCACUUGGCUAUGGUGGAGGUAAUUCGCUGCUUGCAGGUAUUGCCAUAGUAAUUGGCAUACCCUUUCCCGUAUGGAUAUAUUUCGCCGGCGAAGGUAUGCGCGAGAGGAGUUCCUUGGCGCGUUAAUCUUUCCCUUCUCUCCACCACCCAACCCCUCUAGAAGCAUCAAAUCACGAUGCAAUCAUGAUUGUACCCGCUUACUAUAUUAUGGAAUGAUCCAUGGUUGUUAUUAUCAUUGCUCCCUCCAAGUCAUCAGUGGACACUUGUCGUGCAGAGUGUAUUUGUUCCUGCGUAGAGUUACCUAUUUGUGUUAAUAAAUCCGAGCGCAACAACCAGAAUAUGGUGGGCGAAUUAAUGCUAAUAGCGUGUGGUAUCUG